This is a messenger RNA of Vitis riparia (riverbank grape), 843 nucleotides long. Its product is annotated as formin-like protein 20. The record is from RefSeq and is a predicted model, not a curated record. Bases 1 to 843 code for a protein of 280 amino acids. Lineage: Eukaryota; Viridiplantae; Streptophyta; Magnoliopsida; Vitales; Vitaceae. The transcript is spliced from 3 exons.
AUGGCCAUGGCUUCUUCCACCUUCACCUCGGGUUUCUUUCUUUUUUUGAUUGCUGCUCUCUUUCAUGCCACUCCUGCUUUUUCCGAUGAGUUCUCGUCUGAGCUCUGCAAAGGCCAUGGCUGUCACCCUAAAUAUCCACCUCCACCUCCACCUCCACCGGAGCAUGUUCCACCGCCAGUGGAUCACCAAUUGUGCCCCCUACUCCUUACUAUCCCCACCCACCACCACCGGAUUCCCACAGCAAGGUUCCUCCGCCGCCGCCAGUGGAUCCACCAAUUGUGCCCCCAACUCCUUAUUACCCCUCCUCCAACAACUCCACCACCAGAAGCUGCAACACCACCGGAUCCCCACGGCAAGGUUCCUCCGCCACCAGAACCUGUACAAGCACCACCACCACCAUAUCCCGAUGGCAAGGCUCCAUCACCAUAUCCCGACGGCAAGGCUCCACCACCAUAUCCCGACGGCAAGGCUCCACCACCAUAUCCCGACGGCAAGGCUCCAACACCAUAUCCCGAUGGCAAGGCUCCACCACCAUAUCCCGACAGCAAGGCUCCACCACCAUAUCCCGACGGCAAGGCUCCAACACCAUAUCCCGAUGGCAAGGCUCCACCACCAUAUCCCGACAGCAAGGCUCCACCACCAUAUCCCCAUGGCAAGCCAUGGUUCAAAGUCGCGGUAUCGGUCACUGACUCGGAGGGUCCCGAGGCGUAUCGGUCUCGGUGUAUCGGCCUGGGAUCAAUUCCUUUUGGAGGUAUGCUAGCUCCUUCUCUUACACUGAAGCUACGUGUCAGUCCGCGCUUAGUCCUAGCAUUAGAAGGUUGUGAGGAACUACCACCCUGCUGA